This is a messenger RNA of Calypte anna (Anna's hummingbird), 1768 nucleotides long. It is a transcript of the gene ING5, whose product is annotated as inhibitor of growth family member 5. Gene Ontology annotation, molecular function: chromatin binding. Gene Ontology annotation, biological process: positive regulation of DNA-templated transcription; positive regulation of apoptotic signaling pathway. Lineage: Eukaryota; Metazoa; Chordata; Aves; Apodiformes; Trochilidae. The transcript is spliced from 8 exons. Bases 137 to 859 code for a protein of 240 amino acids. Gene Ontology annotation, cellular component: nucleus. The record is from RefSeq and is a predicted model, not a curated record.
GAAUAUGCAGCAGGAGCCUCCCCGGCGGCCAAUAGGCGCCGGGCGAUCCGUGAAUAUGUAAUGAGGCCGAGGCCCUUGUCAUGCGGGCCCGGCCGGCGGCGGGAAGCGGCGGCGGUGGCGGGGAGCGGGCUGCAAGAUGGCGACCGCCAUGUACCUGGAGCACUACCUGGACAGUAUCGAGAACCUCCCCUGCGAGCUGCAGAGGAACUUCCAGCUGAUGCGGGAGCUGGACCAGCGGACGGAAGACAAGAAGGCAGAAAUCGACAGCCUGGCAGCAGAGUACAUCGAGUCAGUAAAGAACAUGUUGCCUGAGGAGAGAGUGGAACACCUGAAGAAAAUCCAGAGUGCCUACAGCAAAUGUAAGGAGUACAGUGAUGACAAAGUCCAGCUGGCCAUGCAAACCUACGAGAUGGUGGACAAGCACAUCCGCCGCCUGGACGCCGACCUGGCGCGGUUCGAGGCGGAUCUGAAGGACAAGCUGGAGGGCAGUGACUUUGAGAGCCCUGCAUCCCGAAGCCUGAAAAAGGGACGGAGCCAGAAAGACAAAAGAGGCUCUCGUGGCCGAGGCAGGAGAACAUCUGAAGAAGACACACCAAAGAAAAAGAAACUCAAGGGAGGGUCUGAGUUUGCUGACACCAUCCUGUCAGUGCAUCCCUCAGAUGUCCUGGACAUGCCAGUGGACCCCAACGAGCCCACCUACUGCUUGUGCCACCAGGUGUCCUAUGGAGAGAUGAUUGGCUGUGACAACCCAGAUUGCCCAAUUGAAUGGUUCCACUUUGCCUGUGUAGACCUCACCACCAAACCAAAAGGGAAAUGGUUUUGUCCACGUUGUGUUCAGGAAAGAAAGAAAAAGAAGUAAGGAGUAGAGGGGAAUGCAUCUUCAGAGGCAAGAAGAAUUUAAUAUAUUCCUUCCUUCACGUUGCAAUAUUAUUUUUGAUUUUUUUUUUUUUUUUUAACUACUCUCCUUUUUCUGGUAUGAUAUUUAAUUGUCCAGUGGCCAGUUGUAAUCACUGUUCUUUCUUGAAGAAAAUGAGUUUGGGAGGGCAGGACUUCACCACAGGGAUUUUAUUUAUGUUGCACUUGCACAGCACUGAAGUGGAUGAAGUGCUAGGGCAGGCAGUGGCUGUAGUCUCUGCUGGGUUUUGGGAGUCUGUACAACAUGUCAGGAGAGGGCAAUAACCUGCAGCUCCAGCAUCCAGAUGGUUUGAGCAUGGAGCUUGGCCUGGCAGAGCAGGAAUUGUCUCUGAUGCACCCUGCAUGGAAGAGGUGGCUGCAGUGUUCAGUGUGGAGUUUUGUUGUGCAGUUUUGCAGGAGAGAAGGGAACAGGGAAGCUGCUGAACUGUCUCCAGUGUCUCCAAGCCAAGCACUGUGCUCAGGUUUGAUAGGGCAGGGCUCAGGGAGAGGAGAUCAAAUCUUCUCUUUGGGGGAAUUUUUUUCUGUCCACCUUGGCACUGCCUUCAUUUGACUUGAUCUUGCCUCUGUUCACAUGAACCUUAGCAGAAGCAAACCCUCUUGGUUUUUUUUUCACCUCCUUCUAGAAAAGGUUUGUCUCUUGGGGGAGGAAAAAGCAGCAAAGGAAUUGUCCUGCAGUCUUUGUUUAUCACAGUCAUACUGAGUGUUGUGUCUCCUGUUCCCAUUGCUCUGAAGAUCCUCUAAGUGCAUUACUGUGAAGAUGAAACCUACAGUAUUCUAGUAGAGAUAGAAGGUUGGAUUUAUUCAUAAAACAAGAUGAAGGCCUAAUUUUUUUUUUUUUUUUUUUUUUUUUUUU